AUAAGAUCGGGAGUCUGAUCAAGACGAGUCAGGUGAUCGUAUAAAAGCUACCUGUGCCACAAGAGUCGAGACAUUUGUCUCCAAGCUGGGGGAUAACAACACCAUCAUCCCGCCACAGCUAUGAGAUUCUUGGUCGUUUGCGUGAUUUUGUUGGUCUUCACGCUAGUAGAUGGCGGUGUCGUGAGGCAGUCGGUCAAUCCCGAGUCCGUCAGUUCGACAGUGCUCCAUGAAAUUAUUAACCAACAAACGGCUCACGCCAUGUACGCCAUCAACAAUCAGCUAAUGGCUCAUCUGUUUCCUUAUACCAAUUUGCAUUACCCUUAUUACCCUCCAUUCCAUCGGAUGACACAAAGACCCCUUGCAUUUGUAAGGGAUGGCAAUAACAGCACCGUGUCCCCGACGAUUUGCAUGCAAGGUGGUUCUUGUUACGAUUACCACAGCGUCCAUCCGUUCGGGGAAGUUUGGCUUCAGAAACCACUGUUAUAAAUCGUCGCCUAUCAUUUUCCGAUAUGUCUAACUGUAUUCAUCUAUUUUCAUAAAUAA
Messenger RNA from Daphnia carinata, 543 nucleotides. RefSeq lists its product as uncharacterized. The coding region runs from base 121 to 486 and encodes 121 amino acids. The transcript is spliced from 2 exons. Lineage: Eukaryota; Metazoa; Arthropoda; Branchiopoda; Diplostraca; Daphniidae. The record is from RefSeq and is a predicted model, not a curated record.